GAUAGGGAGGACCAGCCAGGGGCCUGGAGGCACCUGCAGCUGCUGGACACGUGGGUCUCUUCCUCAGGGCUUGGUAGCUGCCUAGUUUGAGCAUAGGACUCCCUUAAUGGACAUAGCUCAUCUCUUGCCCUACUCUUCUUGGGCCUAACCCUGCUGACCAAAUAUGGCCAGAUUGUGGACACCUUACGCCGGACCGGAGGGGGCUCAGGAGAGAGGUCACGAAGAAGUCUCCCUUUUCUUGGGAGGAAUCUACACUUAUGCUUUAGAAGAAACUGUCCCUCUCUUGUUUCAGCUCUGGCAGAGGAGGGGGUGGGGCUCCUGGACCCCCAAACUGGGGGUGUCUAUUAGAACCAUAAUAAAACACUUUACUUCACCAAAGUCUGUUAAACCUCUUUGGGACAGGGUGGGGCUUUAGGAGGGUUUUGCCAUAAUUCUAUCAUCAUCACCCUGACCAACAGGUUAAGUCUAAGUUUAUAAUAAGAGAGGAUUUUAAAUUGCAAGCCUCUUAGAGAUAGUGGUCCAGGAAGAAGAAGAGGAAAGGACUUGCCAGAAUUACAGUCACACCUACCUGCAAGCAGAAUCGAGCUAAAAAUUGAAAUGUAGGUCUUCUGGCUCUGGGUCAGCCCUGAGAAACUAGCAAGUCCAGGGUGCUCACCCACUUAUCUUGGCUCUCCUCUUUGAGGGAAAGUGGAAUUUUCUAGCAGAUGAUUAGGAUAUAGUAGUUAACACUUACAUAAUGCCUUAUAGUUUACAAAAUGAUCUACGUAUAAUCCCUACAUUAACCCUGUAACAUAGAUGAUAGUUUCCCCCUUAUGCUCUAAAUGGAAUGGCUGAUAAAUAUAUGGCCCCUGAGUGAGGAAAUGGCAUUACUGCCCCAGGUGAAUCAGGGAUUUUAGAAGCAAAGCCAGAACGGAUUCUGGGUCUCCAGUUCUGUGCUCCAAGAGUGGGAAGAUCGAAUGAGAUGAAUUUGAGGCACCCCCAGAAAUCACCCUUCCCUUUAUAAAGGAGGAGUCUGAUUCACAGAAGUGCCUUGCCCAGUGAUCACACAAGCAGCAAGCUGGGAUGGGAGGUCGGCAGGAAUAUCGCCUAUAACGACUGGCCUACGCCAGAAAUGUAGGGUAUCUGUGUGAGGAGAUGGAGGAGUAACUGCCCGGGCCUAGCCCGGACCCGCGGCAGGGCCCCGAAGCCCGGGGUCCGGCUCUCCCAGGAUGGGGUGGGGCCUGCGCGGUGACCACGCCCCCCUCAGCUGCGGCCAGUUCUCCCCCGGCCGAGGGCGGGGGCGGGAGUCGGGGCCAGAAUAGCCAGAGGUCAGGGGUGGGGUCUCCAGCCCUCGCCAUGGAGGGGGAGCCCACCCCGGACUUUUCUGUCCUUCGGGACUUGUUGGCUCCUCCCUGCCUGGAGCCCGAGCUCCAGGGGGUCCUGGCGCUGCCUCGCUCUUCCUGCGCCGGCUCCUUAAUCCUGCGCCGGGAGAAGAAGGGCCCCGCAGAAAGCAGGACUCCUUGGCUGGCCCUCCCAGCUGCAGUGACCGGCCUGCGCUUCCUCCAGGAGACAGCAGAGCUGCUCCCGCAGGCUCCUGUGCCAGAAGCCCCCCGAGCUGAGCCCUGGCUGGAGCCGCCACUGCCCCCCAGGGCCUUGGCCCCCGUGCCGGUCCCUGGGGGCCCUCGAGCCUGGGAUGCUGUGGACUCACUGGCCCUCAUCAGCCUUCAGUGUCACAGGCUGAGCCCCCCGAGGAGCAGGAAGCAGGUGGGGCUGGGAGCGGGACUGGGUAGGGGACCUGGCCUCCAGGCCCUGGCAGGCAGGACCCUCCGCAAACAGCCCCACCCCCAACGGGGAGCUGAGGGGCAGGAGCCGGGAUUCCAGGGUGUGGUGCUCAGGAUGCACCUGAAGCCUGCUCCGGAGGGGCACCAGCUGCUAAUCACUGCCCAGUUCAGUUCGGCCUGCGGUUCCCGGCGCUGGGGGGCCUCGGCCAGUCCCGCGGAGGCCUUGCCCACCCCCGCGGGGGCGUCCACGUCGAGCCAUCAGCAUUCCCCAGGGAGCCGGUGCUGUGCCUCCUGCCGCACCCAGAGAACGCCGCUGUGGCGGGACGCGGAGGACGGGACCCCGCUGUGCAACGCUUGUGGCAUCAGAUACAAGAAGUACGGCAUCCGCUGCCCUGCCUGUUGGACCGUUCCCAGGAAGAGCAUCUGCCCACUUGGGCAUUGUACUCGGUGUGGGGCCUGGCUCUGUACCCCACAGGGCCCCCUCGGGAAAGGGGCUGAAGGCCAGGAUUCCAGUGUGCGGCCUCGGAUGCCCCGGCUCCACGGGGAGAGAGACAAGAGCUUCCCCAGAGAACUUGCAGCGAGGACAGGAGAGGGAGCGGGGAUCCCCCCUGGCCUGGAGCGUAGCCCUGAUGAAAUGUGGAUUCCUGUCCCAGUGGGACGGCCAGAGCCGUGACCUCGGCCCCCCCCUUCUCGUUCAAAAUCAGAAAUAAAAUGGAUCUGUUCGUGCAAAGGACGAGUGUCUGACUGGGGGGGGCCGACCCC
Molecule: messenger RNA, 2522 nt
Organism: Antechinus flavipes (yellow-footed antechinus)
Lineage: Eukaryota; Metazoa; Chordata; Mammalia; Dasyuromorphia; Dasyuridae
Gene: ZGLP1
Product: zinc finger GATA like protein 1
Exons: 6
Coding region: 1336-2433 (365 amino acids)
Biological process (GO): spermatogenesis; regulation of transcription by RNA polymerase II; oocyte development
Cellular component (GO): mitochondrion; nucleus
Molecular function (GO): zinc ion binding; sequence-specific DNA binding; 2 iron, 2 sulfur cluster binding
Source: RefSeq, a predicted model, not a curated record